This is a messenger RNA of Python bivittatus (Burmese python), 2023 nucleotides long. Lineage: Eukaryota; Metazoa; Chordata; Lepidosauria; Squamata; Pythonidae. The record is from RefSeq and is a predicted model, not a curated record.
CUUUUCCAAUUUUAUUUCCUUUUCCAUUUAGUGGUAUGCUUUGAUGCCAAGAUAAACUUUGAUGACAAUGCUGAGUUCAGGCAAAAAAAGAUAUUUGCCAUGGAUGACAAAUCUGAGAAUGAACCUAUGGAAAAUGAGGCUGCCUGCUACGACUUGAAGUAUAUAGGUCUGGAUGGAAACAUUGCCUGUUUUGUAAAUGGCGCUGGACUUGCAAUGGCAACCUGUGAUAUAAUUUCCCUUAAUGGUGGAAAACCUGCCAACUUCCUGGAUCUUGGCGGAGGUGUAAAGGAAGCCCAAGUGUAUCAAGCAUUCAAAUUGCUCACUGCAGAUCCCAAGGUUGAAGCAAUUUUAGUAAACAUAUUUGGUGGAAUUGUCAAUUGUGCCAUUAUUGCCAAUGGUAUCACCAAAGCUUGUCGAGAGCUUGAAUUGAAAGUGCCUCUAGUGGUCCGACUUGAAGGAACAAAUGUUCACGAAGCCCAGCGCAUUCUGAAUGAAAGUGGACUCCCCAUCACUUCUGCAAGUGACCUUGAAGAUGCUGCUAAGAAAGCAGUGGCUAGUGUGACAAAGAAAUAAAGAGAACUGAUACUAGAGAUGACAUUCCAGAACUGCCAUCAAAGACAUAUUGAGAAUUAUUUUAACCAGCCAGAAUUAUUUUAACCAGCCAUGAGCACUGAGGUUUGGCUUAACUGACCUGUUAAUGACAAACUGUAAAAUAUUCAGUGUGUGAAAAGCAAACUUGGAACAACAUUUAUUAUACAGAGCCUUUAUUUUUCAUUAUUGGGACUGGAUAUCCUACAAGCGAGUGUGAUGAGUAACCACUGUCAGUUGCCAUUUAGGUUUCUCUUUUUAUGUGUUAAUUGCUUGUGACUCCCAAUUUUUCUAAGAUACUUUGAUGCAUCCUUAAUAUGUAGAAGGAUAAUUGAUCAUAGUUGGCCCUUUGUUGGGGAUUGUUAUCAAGAUCUAAGGAACUACAAGGGUGAUUCUAUAUAUUUCAUAUAUAGAAUGAAAGGGAGAUGCCCUUUCCCAUAUCAUAUGGAGAACUUCCAAAAUAGGGAUAUGAUGUGGCAUGGAGACCUGUUAUUUGAAAUAUAAACAGUCAUAAAGUCUAAUUGGGGCAUGCCAGAAAUCUCCAGUGUGUCUACAGUAGCUCUCUGAAUCCCAAUAAAUAUUUAAAGUUUUCUAAUUAGGGCUAGAGUAUCUUUAUAUUAUGUAAUUUGAAAUAAAUGAAUGCCAAUUAGAUUUUUACCACCACCAUUUCAAAUAUAUUAUAAAAUGCAAUGAUUGAUAUCCAACGUAUGGCUCAUAUCAGAAGAACAUUCAAAGUUGUGGUUGUGUGAAAGAGCCAUUUUUAUAUUGUCCUAUGAGUUCUCAUGUGAAUGUUUUAAAUACUAAUGCAGAAAUACACAUCCUAAUGUCAUAUUUGGCAGUAUCUGUGAACAUAUGCAUCCAGUUAAUAUUCACUGUCUUUAGAAAUCAAUAUGUAUAGUAGCUAAAAACAGUAUCUUGAAGAAAUUUAGGGUGGUGAUUCCUUAAGGUAUUUAUGCUGUGAUCCUAAUGUUAUUAAUCAGAAUUAAUAAUAAUAAAAACUAUCAGGGAACCUGUCAUCAGAAAGAAUAUGAAAAAUAAAUUGAGGUAUGCUCCCACCUAAGCACUUUUAUAGUCUGUGAAUUUCAAUGCAAAUGUUCACCAAGUGCGUCAACUUCAUACUGGAGUAAAGUGGAUUUCAGAGUACUUAACUUUAGCUUGAUUGUGCCUUUGAAGUUUGGGAAAUAUGUAUGCACCAAGUGCAAAGGCUAUCAAAUUGAUUCGAUAACCACAUCAAUGUGUUUGUUUAACAACUGAGUUUUGAAAUUCAAAAUACUUGCUGUUGAAAUCAGGAAGUAGGGUUAUAAACAAUGUUAUUCAAUGGACAAGCCAAGAAUUUAUGUUGGCAAGAUUUUUAAUGGUAAAGAAUAUGAACACUUUUUGGUUUACUACAAUUAAAUGCUAUUAUCUAAUAAAUUUCCCUGGGGUUACACAUUUG